Messenger RNA from Zingiber officinale, 2569 nucleotides. Its product is annotated as protein transport protein Sec24-like At3g07100. The record is from RefSeq and is a predicted model, not a curated record. Gene Ontology annotation, cellular component: endoplasmic reticulum exit site; COPII vesicle coat. Gene Ontology annotation, biological process: intracellular protein transport; COPII-coated vesicle cargo loading; endoplasmic reticulum to Golgi vesicle-mediated transport. Gene Ontology annotation, molecular function: SNARE binding; zinc ion binding. The coding region runs from base 71 to 2296 and encodes 741 amino acids. The transcript is spliced from 14 exons. NCBI's taxonomy places the organism in Eukaryota, Viridiplantae, Streptophyta, Magnoliopsida, Zingiberales, Zingiberaceae.
CUUAAAUAUUCCCGCAUAGACACGGGAAAAAAAAAUAGUUCAGUCAAAUUCCAUCGAAUCGGCGGCGAUAAUGGCGGUGCGGGCGACCGUAUCUCGCUUCCCGUUGGAUGCCAACACCCUCGAGGCCUCCGGGCUACCCUGGGGCGUCACUGUCACGCCCUUCGCCCCCUUCGACGAGCGCGGCGCCACUCCUCUAUACGGAUCCGGCGGCCACCUGCUCCCCCGCUGCGACAACUGCUGGGGCUACCUCAGCACCCUCUGCGAGAUCGAGCGAUGGGGCUGGACCUGCGCCCUCUGCGGAUCUUUCGUCGGCCUCGACUCUGCCACCCUCGAUCGUUACGCCCGACCCCAGGACUGCCCCGAGCUGUCGUCUUCCUUCAUCGACCUCGACCUCCCAGCGGAGGGAUCCGGUGACGGGGAGAUGCAGGCUCGACCUGUCUAUGUCGCAGCGGUGGACUUAUCUUCUUCUGAAGAGUUCCUAGAACUUGUCAAAAGUGCUCUCCUAGCAGCUCUUGAAGCUUUGGUACCAGGAUCAUUAUUUGGUCUGGUUACUUUCAGCCACAAGAUUGGUCUAUAUGAUGUACAGGGUCCAAUAGCAGUCGUUAAAAACAUUUUUAUUCCUGAUUCAGAGGAUAGACUGCCUGUUGAUCUCAAAGAUGUCAUGCCACUGCUUUCAUUUCUAGCUCCUGUAGAAAUGUACAAAGAUCAAAUUGCUGCAGCUCUCGAGACACUAAACCCUACAACUUCUUGGGAGAGAACAACUGCUGCAGGGCAAGGGAAUGACGGUGUGUUGCUAGGUGGCCGUGGGUUUGGGGUAGCCAUGGCAGCUCUCAUUGAUUACCUGAGUUCAGAAUAUGGUAGUACAUUUGCCCUAGCUAGGGUAUUUGCAUUCAUGUCUGGUCCUCCUGACUAUGGAGCCGGACAGUUAGAUACAAGACGUUAUGGGGAACAGUACGCUAGCAAGAGGGAAGAUGCUGACCUUGCUUUGCUUCCUGAGCAGACAUCAUUCUACAAAGAUCUGGCUGCUGUUGCUGUUCAAGCAGGUGUUUGUGUGGACAUUUUUGCUAUCACUGAUGAAUACACAGAUUUGGCUUCUCUCAAGUAUCUUAGUAUUGAAAGUGGUGGCUCAUUAUUUCUUUAUUCUAACAUGGAUGAUUCCACUCUUCCACAAGACAUGUAUCGGAUGUUGAGUCGCCCUUAUGCAUUUGGUUGUAUAUUAAGAUUGCGGACAUCGUCUGACUUCAAACUCGGAUACUCUUAUGGACAUUUUUUUCCAGAUCCACAAUAUGAAAAUGUUCAACAUAUCAUCUGCUGUGAUUCUUUUGCCACAUAUGCAUAUGACUUUGAGUUUGAAAAUUCCAGUGGUUUCUUCAGGAAUACAGAACCUCCAGUUCUCCAACUUGCAUUUCAAUAUAGUAUCAUUGUCCCUUCGGAGGAUACUGGAACGUCCGAGUUGAAUUCUAUUAGCAGCUCAAAAUUUUGUGUCAAGAGACGACUACGGAUAAGGACGUUGCAAUAUAGUUUUGCUUCCAACAUAAAUGAACUAUAUGACUCUGUUGAUCCAGAAGCUACACUGUCCAUCCUUGUUCACAAGGUAAUUUUAGCUUCCUUAAAAGAAGGGGUCAGAGAAGGCAGGUUGUUGCUCCAUGAUUGGCUGGUCAUUCUUACUGCUCAAUACAAUGAUGCACAUGGACUUGUACAAAGUGGCACUGUUAAUGCAACAUCACGCGUUGAUGUUGCUUUCUCACAAUGCCCACAGUUGCAGUCCAUGCCUCGGCUAAUCUUUGCCUUGUUAAGGAACCCUCUUCUAGGCUUACAUGAGGAAGGCAUUCACCCAGAUUAUCGGAUAUACUUGCAAUGCCUUUUUAGUGCACUGGAGCCAGCUUCCCUUCAGCUUGCUGUAUAUCCACUGCUUGCUUCCUACACUACACCAGACAAACAAGCAUAUCCUCGCCAUUCGUUAAGCCGUGCCGCUCUCCUCACAAGUGGAAGUCCGAUCUUUCUCUUGGACGCCUUCACUAAUUUAAUUGUGUACUACACACCCUCAGCUGAUCUUUCAAUUCCAUUUCCUCCUCCACAUGAUUGUCUUCUGAGAACAACCAUCAACAAAUUGAAGCAGGAAAGGUGCAUCACACCAAAACUUACAUUUGUACGUGGGGGGCAGGAUGAUGCCUCAGCAUUUGAGAGGUAUCUCAUCGAAGAGCAAGAUAUCAACGGAAGUGGUUUCUCCAGCCUCAUGGGGUUUGUGUCAUUUCUGGAAGACAUCUCUCAGGGAGUGGUAGAAUACCUAAAGUAGAGAAAAGAUUUAAUUACUCAGCAGUACCCUUGAAGAGUAAUUAUCUGACAUUUGUAUCGGCCAAGGUUAUUAAACUAGAAUGUUAAGAGAAUGACCUUGUUUUCUUUAGUUGCGCGUUGUAAUUGCUUUCGAUGAGUUUUAGAUCAGAGCAGCACAGCAUAUCAAUUGCUAGCCAGAGCUUCUGACUUAUACGCAUAGAUUUGCCAACUGAUUUUGUAUUCUUAUCAUUUUUUUUAAUAAUUCAGGUAUCUAGACCUUUAUAGAUUUAAUUAA